ACAUCCGCUCUUCUCUACGUCGCGUUGGAUUCCAGCAUGGCGGACACCGGUGUGGUGGAGACGCUCCUUCAGCGGAUUGAGAAGGCGGACGAUGGCGUGGACAGCAUGGACGUGGCGAAUAGCCUCGCUGUGGAUCACCAGGUCAUCGUCGGAGCCGUGAAGAGUCUGCAGGCGGUCGGCGACGUUAUCUCAGCCGAGCUCCGCACCUCCAAGCACUGGGAGCUGACAGAGGAAGGAAGGGAGAUAGCAGAGCAUGGCAGCCAUGAAGCGCGGGUCUUCAGCUCCAUCCCACACGAGGGUCUGGCACAGAGUGAACUCAUGAAACUGUCCUUUGGGAAGAUCGGCUUCAGCAAGGCCAUGUCCAACAAGUGGAUCAGACUGGACAAAUCACAUGAGGGCGGACCGAGGAUAUUCUCAACAGUGGAGAGCAUAGAUGACCAGGUCAGAGGGAAGCUGCUCCUGGUACUGAAAGGCAGUGCUUCUGAACUGGAAGAGAAGGAGAAGAAUGAACUGAAGAAGAGGAAACUGCUCUCUGAAGUGACAGUGAAGACUUACUGGAUCACUAAAGGAAGCUCAUUCAGCACGACCAUCACCAAACAGGAGACGGAGCUCACACCUGAGAUGAUCGCCAGUGGCAGCUGGAAAGAGAAGAACUUCAAACCCUACAACUUUGAGGCCUUGGGUGUAGCUCCAGACUGUGGCCACCUGCACCCGCUAAUGAAGGUUCGAACGCAGUUCAGACAGAUCUUUCUGGAAAUGGGCUUCAGUGAGAUGCCAACCAACAACUUCAUUGAAAGCUCCUUCUGGAACUUUGACUCCCUGUUCCAGCCUCAGCAGCAUCCAGCCAGAGACCAGCAUGACACCUUCUUCCUGUCCGAUCCAGCACUCGCCCAUGAUUUCCCGCCGGAUUAUCUGGAGAGAGUGAAGAAAGUGCACUCAGAGGGAGGAUACGGGUCACAAGGGUACAAAUACGACUGGAAGAUAGAGGAGGCUCAGAAGAACAUCCUCCGCACUCACACUACAGCCGUCAGCGCACGCAUGUUGUAUAAACUUGCACAGCAGGAGAAAUUCACCCCGGUCAAGUAUUUCUCCAUCGACCGCGUGUUCAGGAAUGAGACCUUAGAUGCGACACAUCUAGCCGAGUUUCAUCAGAUCGAGGGCGUGGUGGCAGACUAUGGACUCACACUGGGAGACCUCAUGGGCAUCCUCCAUCAGUUCUUCACCAAACUGGGAAUUACCAAACUUCGUUUCAAACCAGCCUUUAAUCCGUACACAGAGCCCAGCAUGGAAGUGUUCAGCUACCAUGAAGGACUAAAGAAGUGGGUGGAAGUGGGAAACUCUGGGAUUUUCAGACCAGAGAUGCUGCUGCCCAUGGGUCUUCCUGAGGACGUGUCUGUGAUCGCCUGGGGCCUGUCUCUGGAAAGACCCACCAUGAUUAAAUAUGGCAUCAACAACAUCAGAGAACUCGUGGGACACAAGGUGAACCUGCAGAUGGUCUACGACAGCCCCAUAUGUCGCCUGGACUCCUGAGCUUCACCCAGUCUUUAUGAUGAGCUGUUGGAUGGACAGAUUUGACCUUUAUCAUGUAACAUCUCGCUCGCUCUCUCUUGAUCCAACACACAGAACGCCUCCGUUUGUUAUUGUCAGCAUUUGACACAAAUCUCUCUGUACAGGAUCAUGAACUUAUUCCCUGCUCUUCCAGACUUUGUUACAUUCAUGAAGUUACUAACCGACCACAAUUAUGACCUAUUUUUACAGGGAAAUACACAACUGUGUUGUACAAAUUUGACAAACGCAAUGAAGUCUUUGUCCAAAUAAGAUUUAAGAUCACAA
Messenger RNA from Solea senegalensis (Senegalese sole), 1833 nucleotides. RefSeq names its product phenylalanyl-tRNA synthetase subunit alpha (gene farsa). NCBI's taxonomy places the organism in Eukaryota, Metazoa, Chordata, Actinopteri, Pleuronectiformes, Soleidae. Gene Ontology annotation, molecular function: phenylalanine-tRNA ligase activity; ATP binding; tRNA binding. The coding region runs from base 37 to 1530 and encodes 497 amino acids. The record is from RefSeq and is a predicted model, not a curated record. Gene Ontology annotation, biological process: phenylalanyl-tRNA aminoacylation. The transcript has 13 exons. Gene Ontology annotation, cellular component: cytosol; phenylalanine-tRNA ligase complex; cytoplasm.